This is a messenger RNA of Tilletiaria anomala UBC 951, 1447 nucleotides long. Its product is annotated as Annexin. Gene Ontology annotation, cellular component: cytoplasm. Bases 27 to 1316 code for a protein of 429 amino acids. The transcript is spliced from 3 exons. Lineage: Eukaryota; Fungi; Basidiomycota; Exobasidiomycetes; Georgefischeriales; Tilletiariaceae. The record is from RefSeq and is a predicted model, not a curated record. Gene Ontology annotation, molecular function: calcium-dependent phospholipid binding; calcium ion binding.
AUUCCCACCCAGCAGAGAGACAGACCAUGGCGUACCCCUACGGCAGCGGCUCCUAUGCGCCAAAUGCAGGCCCAGGCUAUCCGCAGCAGCCUCCCUAUGGCGGCGUCGCGGCAUACCCAUACCCAUACCCUCCACAGCAGCAACCCUAUGGUGCACCGGGUUUGGGUGCACACCCGCAGCAGCAGCAGCAGCAGCAGCAACAGCAGCAGCCGCCUGUAAUGGGGGGCGGCUACCAUUCUGGCCCGCUGCCCCUUGCUGCUGCUGCUCCCCCCCUUGGUUCGAUGGGCAUGGCUCUGACAUACAAUGGCAUUCCCGUUCCGCCCCCGCCGCCCGCACCACCCGGUGCAGCGACGCAGGGGUUGGACGUGCACGGCGCCGUCGAGCGCAUCUACAAGGCCAUGAAGGGGUUCGGCACCGACGAGCGCACACUCACCCUCGAGGUGUGUGCCCUUGACCCCUUUGCCGCUGAUGCGGUGUGCAUGGCCUACAAAUCCCAAAAGGGAAAGGAUGUCGUCGCGCAUGUCGAAAGCGAGACCAGCGGGAGUUUCGAGGCCGUCCUGCGCGCCAAGCUGCUCGGACCCGUCCUCUUUGACGCGUACACCAUCCACCGGGCCUGCGCUGGCAUCGGCACUGACGAGGAUGCGCUCACAGAGGUCCUUCUCGCACGCUCCAACUCCGACAUUUACAUGCUCAAGCAGGCUUUCCAGGCGACGUACGGAAAGCCGCUCGAGCGCGUCGUCGACGAGGACCUCUCGUUCAAGACGAAGCGCCUGUUCGCCAUGGCCCUCGCCGGCGGGCGCAUAGACGAGCAUGUGCCCCCAACGGCCCAGCAGGUCCAAGCGGACGUGGCGACGCUGUACAAUUCCAUGCGUGGCGCGGGCACCGACGAGACUGCUGCCUGCGGCGUGCUGUGCUCGCGCAACAAUGCCCAGCUCAUCGCCAUUGCCGAAGAGUACCGCCGCACGCACGGCAAGCUGCUCUCCGCCGCGCUUGACAAUGACUUUAGCGGGCACAUGCGCGCCGCCCUCGUCUUCAUCGCCCGCGGCGCCGAGCCCGCGACCUCUGGCGCGUCAUCGCACCCGCUGCAACCGCAUGAGUAUGGCAUCGCACGCGACGCGCGCUUGCUCGCCGACGGCUUUACGAACGACCGUGCGCUCGUCCGCCGCGUCCUGCGCGCCCAUUGGGACACGCGCCGCUGGGUCGCCGUCAAGGCCGCUUUCCAGGCGCACCACAAGCGCGGACUCGCCGCGCGCGUCAAGAGUGAGAUCAGCGGUGAUUACCAGCGCGCGCUGCUGGCUGUCAUUGGCGCCACCUAGGUCGUUCUGUAGAUACCUGCCUGCGCGGGCCGACGAAUGUGGAUGUAUGCGCUCGAUUCUACCUCGUUCUCUCUCUUUGUGUAACCUACGGCAGAGAAUCUGUGCAUGGAUCAUCAUCGCUUGAACUACCU